Trametes versicolor FP-101664 SS1 is the source of this 2177-nucleotide messenger RNA. RefSeq names its product CAMK/CAMKL/AMPK protein kinase. NCBI's taxonomy places the organism in Eukaryota, Fungi, Basidiomycota, Agaricomycetes, Polyporales, Polyporaceae. Gene Ontology annotation, biological process: intracellular signal transduction; protein phosphorylation. Bases 59 to 1993 code for a protein of 644 amino acids. The record is from RefSeq and is a predicted model, not a curated record. Gene Ontology annotation, cellular component: cytoplasm. Gene Ontology annotation, molecular function: protein serine/threonine kinase activity; ATP binding. The transcript has 7 exons.
UACCUCCUCUCAUACCGCCCUCCAUACCGGACUACACGCUGCAGCUCUUGUGUACAAGAUGUCAGAAGACCCUCAACAGAAGUACCCGGCGUACAAGCUCGGAGAGUAUACGGUGGUCGGCGAGAUAGCAGAGGGGACGUUUGGCAAGGUCAAAAUGGCCGUCCAUACAGUCACCGGCCAGAAGGUCGCCAUGAAGUUCAUAUCAAAACAAGCUAUUGCGAAGCAUAGGACGAAGACGCGAGUACAACGCGAGGUGGAAUACAUGCGCACGCUCAGACACCCACAUAUCAUCAAGCUAUAUGAAGUCAUCUCGACCCCCACAGACAUCAUUAUUGUACUCGAGUACGCAGGCGGCGAACUCUUCAACUAUAUCGUUGCGAACGGGCGCAUGUCCGAACCUCAAGCGCGUCGGUUCUUCCAACAACUCAUAUCCGGCAUUGAGUACAGCCACCAUCUCAAGAUAGUACAUAGAGAUCUGAAGCCCGAGAACGUCCUUCUCGACGACGACCUGAACGUCAAAAUAGCUGACUUCGGCCUGUCGAACGAAAUCAAGGACGGCGACUUCCUGAAGACGAGCUGCGGAAGCCCCAACUAUGCCGCCCCCGAGGUCAUCCGCGGCGGACUGUACACUGGCCCGGAAAUCGACGUAUGGAGUUGCGGCGUAAUCCUGUAUGUCAUGCUCUGCGGCCGUUUGCCGUUUGAGGACGACGACGUGCAAACGCUGUUCACGAAGAUCAGUCAGGGCGUGUACCACCUGCCAGGAUACCUCUCUACGGAUGCGAAGGGCCUUAUCAACGGCAUGCUUGCUGUGGACCCGGUGAAGCGCAUCACCGUCCCAGAGAUCAUGCAACACCCGUUCUUCACGAUCGACCUUCCGAAGUACCUCAGCCCGCUCCCUCAACAAGGGCCCGUCCUGGGCACCUUGUCAUCACUCGUCACCCCCCCAAAAGCUAUCGACUUUGAGAUCAUCGAGGGCCUUGGCCGUAUAGAAGACGACGUCGUCGAAGAGCUGGCAUCGCGCAUGGAUGGCGUCGACAAGGAAGACGUGUGGGAGUGCUUGAGGCGCGAUGACGGCCCUCAAGGCAACGCGGUGAAAGUUGCUUAUAUGCUUCUGCGGGAUAAGCGGCGUGCGGGGCGGAGCUUGGCAGAGUUCGAGGAGCAAGAACGGGACGCCAAACUGGCCGUAAUGGACCCUCGUCACCCACUGUCACCAAAUGCGGUUUCUCCAGGAGGCGGUACCGACCUCGAGGAGAACCCGUUCGACUCGGAGUUCAACGACUACGACGACGACGACGAAGACGACGAGCUCGACUUCUCUACACCACUCACUGAAGCUGAGAGCAACAACUUCGCUGUCCUGAACUCUUCCCUUCCUGAACAGCUUCCCGAACCGCACCACCUCCAGUCAUACGCGAACGCGAAGCGUGCGACACCGGUGAAGGAGAAGAAGCAGCAUCGGACGAAGUGGCAUUUCGGCAUCCGGAGUCGGUCGCCGCCGAUGGAAGUGAUGCUCGAAAUCUACCGCACGUUGAAGACGCUGGGCAUGGAGUGGAAGGAGAAGGAGAACCUCGGCGGUCUCGGCGCGAGCGCUCUCUUGCAAGACAAGCGCAAUGGCGACCGUGCGAAAAUCGAGCGCGCGAGAGAGUACGACGGCUACGUUGACCUCCGUGCCGCCUCCUCCAUCUACUUCAUCGAAACCCGCGCGAGAGUCCAAGACGUUGUGGUUCUCAUGAAUCUACAGCUGUACAUGGUUGAUCACAUCAACUACCUCGUCGACUUCCACCACAAGAAGACGUACAAGGCCUCCGUCGAGGAAGGCGCUGGCAAAUUCGACAUGGCUCAUCCUGAUUAUAACCUGUCGGAGACGGCGUCGGAAUCAAGCCGUUCGGUGAAGGACCUUAACAUGCGCGACGACGAGGUCGUUUCCCCAUACAUCUUCAUGGACGUCGCAUGUCGACUGAUCCUCGAGCUCGCCGGCGGAGGUGGAGAGUAGUCUGGACUCGACUGGUCGCAUCAUGGUCUGGAUCGUACGUGCUCGUGUGCUCUUCGCUGUUCGCUAUAUUAUGCCUGUACUGCUUAUUAUCAGACCAUCACUAGAUGUCGUGCGCGGAUGUAGCUCUUGGAAUAUCGGAUUGAUGUAUCAUUACCUUGCAUAGGAAACAAAGAACACAUUUGAC